CUGUACAAUUUUGAUUUUUUCCCAUAAACCUGCAUGACUAGGGUAAAAACUGACCACAGUUUCAUAAACCACAAAUACAGGAAUACCUUAUUAAUUCCCUCUCCUCGAAUACAAAGAAUCACUCGACAUGGGUUUUUCCCAGAACUAACCCAUCGGAAACUACCAAUACCGCACCGACCCAACGCUCCAAAGUCGACCGCCCUUGAUUACCCAUCUUCCACUAAUGUUUUUAUUACGGCUGAUAAAAAUGCACCUCAAGUUGCAGCCAUACCUAUCAUCAUCAUAAUUGUCUCAUGCAAGUAUAAAUAACUCCUCCUUGACUCUUCCAGCUAACUCUUGCGUUAUUCAACCGCCGCGAGCUCAUCAUGCUGGUGUUUGUCCUCAUUUUCGUUGCGUUAUUCGUUUUCACCAUACUUUUAUACGGCAAGUGGCAAAUUUUAUUCCAUUCUUUCAAAAUUCCAGGACCGGCUGCCGUGCCACUAGUGGGGACUUUUUCCCUCAUUAAUGUGUCGAAAAAGGGUUUUAUUAACGAAAUUAUCAAACAGUCUAAAACGUAUUAUCCCGUUUGGAAAGCAUGGACUGGCUCGGAGUUGUACAUUGUGACCAAUCGACCCACAGAUGCCGAAACUGUCUUGAGUACGUUCCUGGAUAAGUCCAACAUUUAUAAAAAUUUUGACGAGUACUCGAAAGGGUCGAUUUUGACGGCCGAAGCUUCGUCCUGGAAAGUCAACAGGAAAUUAAUCAAUCCGAGUUUUAAUCUACAAGUUAUUAAUUCUUUCCUGGAUGCAUACAUCAGAUAUACUACAGAGUUGGUGGAUAUUUUGGAAAAAACGGCCGGGACUGAACAGACCGACAUAAUCAAAUAUACCUGGCGGACAACUCUGGACAACGUGAUCGAAACUCUAGGUGAUUCAGAACCAUCUCUGCACAAGAACAGAUACGACUUUAUUGUAGCGGCUUCAAUCUUCGGCGACAUCUUCAUGCAACGAACGUACAAAUUCUGGUACCGCCUCCACUUGAUCUGGAAAAAUUCAAGUUUAUCGAAAAAACACGCCAAGUAUUGUGAAGAAGGUCGCAACUUACCUAGAAACAUGUUAACUCUAGUGGAAGAGUCGUACGAGGCGAAGAAGUACGAAAGUAACUCCUUGAGGGAAAAGCGUUUUCUGCCACACUUGGUCAAAAUGUGCAGCGAAACCGACGCGAUUUCACCCGGUCAAGUUCUGGAGGAAACGGUGACGAUGCUUCACGCUGGUACUGAAAGUACGGCCGCCACAAUUGCCGCCGCUUUGGUCUUCCUGGGGAUAAAUCCAGAAAUUCAGGAUAAACUAUACGACGAGAUUAUUUCCGUCCUGGGUUCCACCACGAAGAAUCCAACCCUGGAAGAUCUCAAUCGACUCGAAUUUACCGAACGCGUUCUCAAAGAAACCAUGAGGUUAGUUCCAGCCCUUCCAGUGAUCAGUAGACGCAUUAACAACGAUAUUAAAGCAGAUCCUUACGUUUACCCAGCAGGUUCUAACAUUCUCAUUCCCAUAAUAUACCUCCACCAAGACCCAGCGGUCUGGCCCGACCCCAAAAAGUUUGACCCGGACAGGUUUCUACCCGAUGUCUCUGAAACAAGACAUCGUUGUUCCUACAUUCCCUUUAGUUAUGGGGUGAGGAAUUGCAUCGGUUUGAGGUACGCCAUGAUGUCGAUGAAGGUUUUUCUCGCCAUGAUCAUCCAGAAACUUAGAGUGAGGACUGUGGAGCCGGCGACAAUGGACGAAGUGCAGUGGCAGCACUUCAUAGUACUAAGGAUCAAGAACUCGCGGGUGGUGUUCGAAAAAAGAUAGUAACUAUCUGUGGAUACAUGGAGUAGAAAAUAAGUUUGUUGCACUGUGGUUUGUGUUU
Zophobas morio is the source of this 1887-nucleotide messenger RNA. RefSeq names its product cytochrome P450 4C1-like. NCBI's taxonomy places the organism in Eukaryota, Metazoa, Arthropoda, Insecta, Coleoptera, Tenebrionidae. Gene Ontology annotation, molecular function: oxidoreductase activity, acting on paired donors, with incorporation or reduction of molecular oxygen; heme binding; monooxygenase activity. The transcript has 9 exons. The record is from RefSeq and is a predicted model, not a curated record. Bases 366 to 1829 code for a protein of 487 amino acids.